This is a messenger RNA of Trichomycterus rosablanca, 4386 nucleotides long. It is a transcript of the gene crb2b, whose product is annotated as crumbs cell polarity complex component 2b. Gene Ontology annotation, molecular function: calcium ion binding. Lineage: Eukaryota; Metazoa; Chordata; Actinopteri; Siluriformes; Trichomycteridae. The coding region runs from base 1 to 4386 and encodes 1461 amino acids. The transcript has 13 exons. The record is from RefSeq and is a predicted model, not a curated record.
AUGGAGCCUGGCCGAGUUUACUUAAGAAACUCCAGGGCUCUUCUACUCACCAUGAUGAUGUUCAAAUGGGGAGUCUUCUGCACGGCGAAGACAGAAAUUUGUUUGUCCUCACCAUGUCAAAAUGGAGGCACAUGCAUUGAAGCAGUGGAUGAUUAUGCAUGCUUAUGCCCAAAAGAGCCACUUAUCUAUGUGGGUAAAGACUGUGAUCAUCUUUAUGAUGCAUGUGCUAAUGUCAACUGCUCCAACUGCAUCAGUACCCCGGGCAUGGAGAACUAUUACUGCCCGUGCCCGGAUGGCUUCGGGGGCCCUUACUGCACCCAUAACUUGGAUGAAUGUGAAAGCAACCCAUGCACCGGAAUUAAGAGCCUUUGUGUGGACGAGUCGAAUGGAUAUUCCUGUCACUGCCCAAAGGGCUACAGUGGUGAGGACUGUCAGACAGAGGUGAUGGACUGCUCAGAUGAUCCAUGCUUUAACAAUGCUUCCUGCAUGUGGACACCAAGUGGCUAUGAGUGCCAUUGUGCCCCUGGCUUCCAGGGGAACCAGUGUGAAAAUUACAUUGAUGAAUGCCUAUCCCAGCCUUGUCAGAACGGAGCCAUCUGCCGUGAGGGUGUAGAUGUGUACCACUGCUUCUGUGUACCUGGGUUUCAAGGUUACAACUGUGAGAUAGACAUUAAUGAGUGUGCAUCCCGGCCCUGUGAAAACAACGGAACUUGUAUUAAUGGCAAGGAUCGCUACAUCUGUAAGUGUCUCGAUGGGUUCACAGGAGUGAACUGUGAGGUGGAAAUAGAUGAAUGUGAAGUAACACCGUGUCAGAAUGGUGCUACAUGUCAUGACCAUGUGGGCUUUUACACCUGUGAGUGUCUGUCUGGGUUUGAUGGCAUUAACUGUGAGGUGGACAUCAACGAGUGUGCCAGCGUGCCAUGCCUCAACAACGGUUUAUGUAUCGACAUGGUGAACGGGUACGAGUGUGACUGCAGUGGAACUGGGUUUGCUGGACAAAUCUGUGAAGAGGACAUUCCUGAAUGUGCAUCUGACCCCUGUCAGCAUGGAGCCACAUGUAUCGAAGGAGUGAAUCAAUACACUUGUCAGUGCUGGCCAGGCUACGAGGGGCAGAACUGUGAGGUGGAUGUGGACGAGUGUGCAGCUCAGCCCUGUGAGAAUAAUGGCAAGUGUUUCCAGCGUUCAGACCAGAGCCAUUACGGAGUCCUGGCCCAGCUAGAUGCAGCCUUCGUCUAUCAGCAUGCUGCUGGCUACCUCUGCCAGUGCUUGUCUGGCUUUACAGGGGAAAACUGCUCAGUUAACAUAGAUGAGUGCGAGUCCAUGCCGUGCCAAAAUGGUGGAAGCUGUGAGGACCUGAUCAAUGCAUAUAAGUGUUUAUGCCCCUUGGGAUUCACAGGUACCACAUGUGAGGUGAACAUUGACGAAUGUAAAAGUGCACCAUGCCAAAAUAAUGCCGUGUGUAAGGAUGACAUUAAUAACUACAUCUGUCUGUGCCCUGACCCCGUCCCUCACCAGCUGCCGUGGGGUGGCCGGAACUGUGACGUUGCUUUGACCGGCUGUGUGAGUGAACCCUGUCACAACGGAGGCACGUGUGAGCCAUCACUACAUGGAGACGAACACACUUACACCUGCUGGUGUCCUCCUGGCUUCUAUGGUCCCGACUGCAGCGUGUCCACCACUUUUUUCACAUCCAGGGGAGCCUAUGUGGUUGUGGACGCUCCUCAAAGCAAAUCAGACGACACACAGACACCUAAUGUGACGCUAAGGUUUAGAACAACGUUACCCGACGUGGUGCUGUUUUUCAGAGGAAGUGCAGAGCAUUUCUUCACUCUGGAGAUAGAAGAUGGAAAUCUCAUAGCCACAGCAGAAUCAGGGGACUUUAAGCUGAAUGUAAAGCUUAAUGGACAUUUUAAUGAUGGGCUGUGGCACGGGGUGACUGUUUCUGUGGAUGAGAAGUUGGUUCUGGUUUUACUGGAUAAGAAUAACUCACGUGUUGAAGAUGGAGGUCACAAUCAGCUCUUCUUUUUGGAGAAACACGGGCUGGAAAAAGUUUAUAUUGGUGGGGUUCCAGUACCUGAAUUACUGGGGAAAACAAAGACUCGGACAGAAUUUGUUGGGUGCAUAGAGGAUCUAGUUAUUGAUUUUUGGGUUAUUUUGCCCCAGGAUCUCUCUCAAGACCAGGCCAAAAACAUUCAACUUGGCUGCGAAAAGCCUGAAUGGUGCCAACCAGAUGCUUGCUCCCAGCGGGGCCACUGCGUAGAUCUUUGGACGGAGUACAGAUGUGACUGUCACAGACCAUUUUAUGGAAAUAUCUGUGCCCAUGAGUACUCUUCAUGGACAUUCAGUCAUGAGUACAACAAAAGCUUUGCUGCGUUUCCCAUAACUCAGAGACACGCUGGGAACAUCAGCCUCUCAUUUUUCUUGAGAUCACUCAAGUACGAUGGUGUUGUUUUUCAACUGAAACGAGGAAAUCAGGCGUAUUUCACCGUGUUCCUGAGGAGAGGCGCAAUCAACGUCGCUGUUUACUCUGCCAUCAGAGAAACUUCUACCUUCAUCACCAGCGGAGAAAAGUUCCUCGUAACCAUCGACAGUCAGGGAGGAUUUUUGUACUUCAAUCGCACUAAAUUACUUUUCAGUCCCGGGACUUUUUCUAAAUUUGAAGUAGAGGUGGGAGACGUGGCGUUUCUCGGUGGACUUCCUGAAGAAGAUAAUGCCAUAAAGUGGGGAGGCUACUUUAAAGGAUGUCUGCAGGAUGUAAGGAUGGAUGACACUCAGUUCUACAUGCAAUUGAACAAAACUCUUAAAACAUUUGAACAUCCAAGCUAUUUACCAAAUAUUUCUCAUCAAAUACUGGAGCGCUGUGUCAGUGACCAAGCAUGUAAGACUAAGCCAUGCCUAAAUGGAGGAGAGUGUCUGAUCAAAUGGAAUGACUUCAUCUGUUCCUGUCCAGCUAAUUUUACUGGGAAGAAGUGCGACACCCGGGUGUGGUGUGCCAGUGACCCGUGUAUCACGGGCAGCCAGUGUGUGGACCUGCCUGAUGGAUAUGAGUGCUUGGCCAGUGCCACAUUAGAGAACAAUGCUUUGAAGUACAGCGCCAACGGCUCUUUACCUGCCCCAGUCACAUCAGUGUCUAUGAAACUGCGGACACGUGAGGAGAGUGGUAUACUUCUUCGAACCUCUAAUGGCCCAGAGUACUUCUGUAUGGGCCUCCUGAACUCGUCCAUACUGCUGAAGAUUCACAGCAGCAACAACCAGGAAGUGUUGGCCUUCACCAGCGAAGUAGAGGUUUCAGAUGGAGUGUGGCACCACGUGGAGUUAAGGAAAUUGGGUACAUAUUACUCAGUAAAGCGAUGGCACCUUUUAAUCGAUGGACAAGCUACCAGUUUCAGCCGAGCAUUUAGUGCCAAUCUGGACUUUUUAAACCACUCCAUCGUUUGGCUGGCAGAAAAUUACACUGGAUGUCUUGGUGAAGUCAGAAUAGGAGGUGUGUACCUGCCGCUGGUGAAAGGAGCUCAGGAAGAAGUGCCCCAGUUUUCACGAUUUACCACCUAUUGGGGAACAAAAGAGCCACAGCUCGGGUGCCGAGGCGCCCCCUUGUGUCUUUCGCAGCCGUGUUUAAACAACGGCUCAUGCCAGGACCUCUUCAAUCUCUACAGCUGCAACUGCGCCCCAGGCUGGGAGGGUGAAAACUGCCAGGAUGAUGUAGAUGAGUGUGCCUCUGGGCCAUGUGUGAACGGGAUCUGCAGGGAUCUGCCUGGGGAUUACCAGUGCCAGUGUGCCAGGGGCUACACAGGCAGGCGCUGCAAUGAGGACAUAGAUGAAUGCCAGGAGCUGCCCUGUUCGAAUGGAGGCUCCUGUGUGAACAAAGUUGGGGGAUAUACUUGUAUCUGUCCACCUGAAUACAGUGGUCCGCUGUGCCAAUGGACUUUUCCUCCACUGCUGUGUGGAGUUGAUGUGCAGUGUGGCAGUCAAGGAGUGUGCAUGAAUGGACCGUGGGGGGCCAACUGCACCUGCAGUCCUGGGUACAUUGGAGAUAGAUGUGAGAUUGACAUAGAUGAAUGUGAGUCUAGCCCCUGUCUGAAUGGAGGAACCUGCUUGGAUAGACAGAAUUAUUACCUGUGUGAGUGCCUGCCAGGCUUCAGUGGAGAAAAAUGUGAGACUCCUAGACUGCAUCAGAGAGAACGUAUUCCUUGGCUGGUGGUGGCCAUCCCACUGAUGUGUUUGGGUGCUUUGCUGGCUGUGGUGGGUUUGGCUUGCAUGGUGCUCACUGCACGAAGGAAGCGCCAGUCUGAAGGCACCUACAGCCCUGGCGCACAAGAGGUGGCAGGAGCUCGGCUCGAGAUGGGCAACGUACUUAAAGUGCCUCCAGAAGAGAGGCUGAUAUAA